Molecule: messenger RNA, 1290 nt
Organism: Trypanosoma conorhini
Lineage: Eukaryota; Euglenozoa; Kinetoplastea; Trypanosomatida; Trypanosomatidae
Exons: 1
Coding region: 1-1290 (429 amino acids)
Source: RefSeq, a predicted model, not a curated record
AUGACGGCGUCUGCCGCAGAACAUGCGGCGUUGCUAAACCGGCUUUGCACCGAAAUCCAUCUGGCGCAGCAGCAGCUGCGCCGUAGCCGUGAGGCGCGAAGCACAUACGGCGUGGCGUGCGACAACGCCGCGGCGUGCGCCGUGGGCAAAUCGCCGUCGCCGCCGCCGUCGCCGCCGCGGGAUGUGCGGCCGCAGCAGGAGGGUCUGUCGGCAAGUUUGCCCGGCACAGCGCACGACAAGGGGGUUUCCCCGCGCGCGGGCGAAACACGUGCACCGCCGGCGGGGGCGGCAACGGCGGCCCGCAAGGAGGGGACACUACUCCAUCUUGAGCGGGGGCCGCUCGGCCGCGAGAGGUUUGCUCCCCAUUUUGUCGUUAUUGAUGAGCACAAGGGUAUCGUGUGGUACCAAAGCGAGAGACACGCCCGCACCGCGCCGUCGCGGCCGCUUGGUCAAGUCCCGUUCUGGAAGGAGACACGCAACUCCCGCGGUAGCCGGUUUAAGAAGGCGGCUGUGUGCUGGCCCCUGAUCCUCCCGGAUGACUGCCCCAAAGCGGACGACCCGAAGAAAACGUACUUUGCAAUCGAGUACCUGAACGACAAGGGCAGCUACAGCAAACUUGUUUUUGCCGCCGAGAGCGCGGAAGAGCGCGAUGACUGGGUGCUCUUCAUCACACAGUUCCUCGAGAUGUUCUUGCCGCCGCGUGCGGAGUCGGAGGAGCUGCAGCACCUCCCACGCGGCGCAGCCGUCCCGCGCCACACUUCGGGGGGUUAUUUACGGGGAGGCGCCCGGCGGCAACGUGCCGUAGACGUCGUUUCUGCCCCAGCGUGGCGUCGUCGUGUGAACUCCCCCGCACCUCCUCCUUCGCCGCAUUGUGCACCCCAACCCCCGUCUGCCUUUUGUGGAUCCCUUUCCCUUCCUUCCUUCCUUCCUUCCUUCUUUUUUUUUGUGCCCCUCGUCCCACGCACGAUUGCUUGCCUUUUCUCUCUUUUCGCUACGGGCGCUGUCUCCCGUGUCGUAUUCCUCCCCCUUUGCUUCCUGCAAAGUCACCGUGUGUGUGCGUGUGUGAGGCGGCGGGUCAAGGCCAAAGGGGGUCGCAGCAACAAACCGGCGCGCUGUGUUUGUCCGGGGGGAGCCACGCGGGCAGCUUUGCUUCUCUUUACGGCGCCACAUGUCGCUCCCAAUCAUUCGUCUGCGCACCGUGAACUUGAACCACGCGACGGCGGCGGAGGACCCCGUCACGGCCUCCUGCACGCUCUACAGUUUCCUUCGCUCCGUUCCCAGUCGCUUUGA